AUGGAGUCAGGCUGCGCCCGGCACGGGCCGCGCAACCACAUCCUGCCUAGCAGCAGCGCAGGGGACCCACGCUCCAGUGACAGCUCCGGCGUCACCACCCUCGAUCAGCUUGUCGCGCUCCGUUCACGCGGCUCGGUGACUACGGCCACCAGCAGCGCAGGCGACACGUCCCGGCACCUCGUCGUGGACGUGCAACCCACGGUUGACUUCGUCUGCCGCCCGGCCGUCCACUUCGUGCUGGCCUUCCACGACCUGACGUACAGCGUCAAGCGGCCGAGGAGCUCAUUCCACCGGAGACGCGACAACGUCAACGUCGAGGAGACCGGCGCCGCUCGUCACGGCGAGCAGGGCCGCGCGAGGGCGGCGAAGAACACGCUGCUGGACGGCAUCUCCGGGGAGGCGCGGGAGGGCGAGAUCCUGGCCGUGCUGGGCGCGAGCGGCGCCGGCAAGAGCACGCUCAUCGACGCGCUGGCCGGCCGGAUCCAGCGCGAGAGCCUCCGGGGCGCCGUCACGCUCAACGGGGACGCCCUGGACAGCCGCCUGCUCAGGGUCAUCUCGGCGUACGUGAUGCAGGACGACCUGCUGUACCCGAUGCUCACCGUGGCCGAGACGCUCAUGUACUCGGCCGAGUUCCGCCUCCCGCGCUCGCUCGCCGCGUCCAAGAAGCGGAGCCGCGUGCAGGCUCUCAUCGACCAGCUCGGACUGCGCGCCGCGGCCGACACCAUCAUCGGCGACGAGGGCCGGCGCGGCGUGUCGGGCGGGGAGCGACGCCGCGUGUCCAUCGGCAUCGACAUCAUCCACGACCCCAUCAUCCUGUUCCUCGACGAGCCCACCUCCGGGCUCGACUCCACCAGCGCCUUCAUGGUCGUCAAGGUGCUGCAGCGCAUCGCGCACAGCGGCAGCGUCGUGGUCAUGUCCGUCCACCAGCCCAGCUACCGCAUCCUCGGCCUCCUUGACCGUCUCCUGUUCCUCUCCCGUGGUCGGACGGUGUACUAUGGAGCACCUGCCGCGCUGCCUCUGUUCUUCUCGGAGUUCGGGCACCCGAUCCCCGACGGCGAGAACCCGGCCGAGUUCGCGCUCGAUCACAUCCGCGAGCUCGAGAGCACUCAGGACGGGACCAAGGAGCUCGUGCAGUUAAGCAAGUCGUGGCAGGAGAAGCCGUUGUCCCGUGCCGUCUCGGCGGCAAGCAGCGAUAAGCCGUCUCUGUCGCUUAAGGAAGCCAUCAGCUUGAGCAUCGCCCGCGGCAAGCUAGUGUCCGGCACGAGCACUGGCAGCCCGGAGGUGGCCGCGGCGACAACCGAAGUGGCGACGUACGCGAACCCGUGGUGGGCGGAGGUGUGGGUGCUGACGCGGCGCGCCUUCACCAACACGCGGCGCACGCCGGAGCUGUUCCUAAUCCGCCUGGGCGCGGUGGUGGUGACCGGCUUCGUCCUGGCCACCAUCUUCUGGCGGCUGGACAACACGCCCAAGGGCGUGAACGAGCGGUUCGGCUUCUUCGCCAUCGCCAUGUCCACCAUGUUCUACACCAGCGCCGACGCGCUCCCGGUGUUCCUCAUCGAGCGCUACAUCUUCCUCCGGGAGACGGCGCACAACGCCUACCGCAGGUCCUCCUACACGCUCUCCAACGCCAUCGUCGCCUUCCCGCCGCUCGUCUUCCUCUCCCUCGCCUUCACCGCCAUCACCUUCUUCGCCGUGGGGCUCGCGGGGGGCGCCGAGGGCUUCGUCUUCUUCGCGCUCAUCGUGCUCGCCUCCUUCUGGGCGGGGAGCGGGUUCGUCACCUUCCUCUCCGGCGUCGUCCCGCACGUCAUCAUCGGGUACACCGUGGUGGUGGCCAUGCUGGCGUACUUCCUGCUCUUCAGCGGCUUCUUCGUCACGCGCGAUCGCAUCCCGGAUUACUGGAUAUGGUUCCACUACCUGUCGCUGAUCAAGUACCCGUACGAGGCGGUGAUGCAGAACGAGUUCGGCGCAGACCCCAGCAAGUGCUUCAUGCGCGGGGUGCAGAUGUUCGACGGGACGCCCAUGGGAAAGCUGCCGGUGGCCACGCAGGUCACCGUGCUCAACGCCAUGAGCAAGUCGAUGAAGAUCGACUUCAACAGCACCUCGUGCAUCACCACCGGGACGGACAUACUAGCGAAGCAGGCCGUGAACCAGCUCGGCAAGUGGAACUGCCUCUGGGCCACCGUCGCGUGGGGGUUCUUAUUCCGGGUGCUCUUCUACCUCACGCUCGUGCUGGGAAGCAGGAACAAGCGGAGAUGAUGACAUGGCCUGCAGGUCGAUCGAUCAAAGAAAUAAAUUUGAGUGGAGGCAAAUGGUUUUAGUUGGGCAUUUCUUGUUUAAAUUCAAAUUUUUCAUGUUUUUCUUUCUUAGAAAUUGAUGAAGAGAACACUAUUGCAAUUUGAAAAUUUGAGUUCAUGUCCUAUGCCUCUCUAGGUCACCUCAUCUUUGGUCCGCCCCGAACGCGCUCUUUGAUCGUCUGUCAUGUGUGUUCGUGCCAUGUGGUUUUGCUUUUGUAACGCAGCCAUGUGUGGCUUUCCUAAAUGUAACAAGUCUUCCCUUUGUCCCGACUCAAAACAUUUAAAGUUUGAUCAAAUUUAUAAAAUAAGUAUGUAGAGAAUUCGAGGUGGACCUAACACACUACGAGAGGGCCUACUCACCUAUACCAACUACUUUGGUGUAGUUGAUUAGUCCCUUUUUAUUUCUAUUUACUUAGUGCAAGCUUCCGGGCGGCAGAGCCACUCAC
This is a messenger RNA of Brachypodium distachyon (stiff brome), 2740 nucleotides long. RefSeq names its product ABC transporter G family member 6. Gene Ontology annotation, cellular component: membrane. The record is from RefSeq and is a predicted model, not a curated record. Lineage: Eukaryota; Viridiplantae; Streptophyta; Magnoliopsida; Poales; Poaceae. Bases 1 to 2256 code for a protein of 751 amino acids. Gene Ontology annotation, molecular function: ATP hydrolysis activity; ATP binding; ABC-type transporter activity. The transcript has a single exon.